Molecule: messenger RNA, 7045 nt
Organism: Athene cunicularia (burrowing owl)
Lineage: Eukaryota; Metazoa; Chordata; Aves; Strigiformes; Strigidae
Gene: GAS2L3
Product: growth arrest specific 2 like 3
Exons: 10
Coding region: 1903-4062 (719 amino acids)
Biological process (GO): actin crosslink formation
Cellular component (GO): actin filament
Molecular function (GO): microtubule binding; actin filament binding; cytoskeletal adaptor activity
Source: RefSeq, a predicted model, not a curated record
UAGCAUGUCUCACGUUAACCAGCUUCUCUCCAAACUGGACACUCCUGUGGUAAAGGAACUAUCCGCAAAUCUGCGGAGACGCCAGCUGCUGAGAUGGAGCGCUCCUCCCUGAUUUCAAGUGGGUUUCCCUGCCCUGACAGGUGAAUCCAGGGCUUUGGCUGCCCUUUGGAAGGGGACAAUGGGUUCGCUGCCAUGUGCUUAUGUGCGCUAUCACAGAGAGGUGUGUGGAAAGGUAGUCCCCGAGGAAAGCAGUCAGUGUGCCUUAAUGAGAUGAGUUUGUUGCCACCUUAAAGCCCAUCACCUUGGACUGACUGGUCUGGUUCUUUCUUGCCUCUGAGGCCUCCCCAGGAAAGCAGAGCUGCUGACUCCUAAUGCAACAAAAGGGCUCUAUAAUUGCUGUAGCAAGGGCGAGUAACACUGCUCUGUGGCUGUCUUUUCUUGUGCCUGCCUCUUCUGCAUGUUAGGAUAUAUGUACCAAAAAAAAUCUUGGCUGUCCCGCAGUAGGUUUCAACAGAUACUGACUUGACAGUUUCUUUCAUUGCAGAAUGUUUAAAAACGUGGGUUUCAGUAGACACUGUCAAGACUAAUCUACACUUUCCUCUGGGUUAAUCUGUUGUGACUGGUUUUGGGUGUUGAUGGAAUAGGAGAUGAUGUGUUAUAUAGCUUAAAUAUAGGGUAAAGAUGUAAAAGUGUUUCUACCCAAGUAGGGUUUUUUUAAUGAGUCUGGGAGCCUGAGGCUUUUUAAUGAAUCUGUAACUCCCUGUAGGUUCAACUUAAGCUUGGUCAAUGGUUGCUUCAUAUAUGUUUCAGGUAUCUGUGGAGUUGUGGAUUGUUUUCUUUUUGUUUCUCUGUAAACUCUGCAGUCGAGUAAAACGAGACUUGGACUCAGUUCAUCUUGUGCUACAGAAUGGCCUGUAAUUAGUGUAGCAUGUCUUGCUGGUUGCACCUCAGUGAAUGAUACUGAUACUAAGCAGACUAUCUUGUGUAGCAUCUCAAAGCAUGUUUUUUUGUGUAAAGUGCUUUAGUAUUUGCUGACUUUGCUGUUCCUCAGAUUGCCUGGGGGCAAAGUGGUGGGCAUUUCUUUGGAAAGCAGAGGCAGACUGUGGUCUUGUGAGGCUCUCCUGUGCAGGUUAUGUCCAGGGUGUCUCUGCACCCCCUUUCCUGAGAAAUGCCUGUCCCUAUGACACGUGUCAGUAGAUAGGUACGUUUUUCUCACCUCUCUUUCCUAAUGUCAGUCCAUAGUUCUAGUUCUUCAUUGGAGGUUUGGCAGUUGGCCAAAGGCAGCUCCUGCCUUCCCCAGUGUAUCAUUUGGGGCUGACCGCCUGUCUCCCAGUAAAUCAGUGUCACUGUAUUGAUCAGGCCAUAAGGUGCUACUAGGCGGCAUUUCUCCUCCCAUCCCAUGGCAGCAGAAGUGCCAGCAGAAACCAGGUGUUUUCUGAGAGUGAUGCUGUUGUUUGGGGACCUUUGUUUUUGCUGAGCUUGGAACUGGGCUGGUUGCUUCCCCGGUUGGAAGGUGCUUGCAAGUUUCUGGUGCUUCCCCUGUUUUAAGGGGUGAAGCAGGUAGAGAGCCCUCCUGGGCACCUCAGAGAUAUCAGCUGGCCUGGAAAUGGGAAUGGCAUGGCCAAAGACUAUGCAUGGGACAUGAUACAGUGUGUUUUCAUUUUGGGGUCUUUUCUUUCACAGCUGUGAUCCUUGAAUACCAAAUGCCUGCUGAAUGAAGUUUUUUGAUGCAGGGAACCAAACUGGUUUUGGAAGAAGUCUGAUUUGUUUAUGACUCUACCUGGUAUUGCAGUAUUCACCUCCCCACAGCACCUUCUGCAUCUUUUCAGGCUGACUACUUGAAGGUGGCAGACUUCUGAUUCUUCUCAUCCCAUGCCUCUCCCUGGGAAGAAACUAAUGUAAAUGCAGGUGACCAUGCAGAAUGCAGUUCAGGUGUGGUUUGGUGAUGACCUUCCCUUAAGUCCCCGAAGUCCUCUGACUCCCAGACAUGGGCCAGGUUUGGCAGAUGUGUGCUUGUAUGACCAGUGGAUAUCUGUGCGGCAUGAAGCAACUUUGGUGCCUAUGCAAGAAGAUCUGUCGAUCUGGCUGUCUGGCUUACUGGGAAUAGAAAUCAAAGCAGAACAACUGCUAGAAGAACUUGAUAAUGGGGUACUACUCUGCCAAUUGGUUGGUGUUCUUCAAAACACAAUUAAAAAAUGUUGUAGCUCAAAUAAUUUAAGGAAUUUUCCUAUGAGAAAAGUUCCAUGUAAGAAGGAUGCUCCAUCAGGAUCGUUUUUUGCCAGAGAUAAUACAGCCAACUUUCUUAACUGGUGUAGAGCCAUUGGAGUUGACGAGACUUAUCUCUUUGAAUCAGAAGGCUUAGUUUUGCACAAGGAUCCAAGACAAGUGUAUCUUUGUCUGUUGGAAAUUGGGCGCAUUGUAUCCAGGUAUGGAGUUGAACCUCCUGUACUAAUAAAACUAGAGAAGGAAAUUGAACUAGAAGAAACGCUGCUGAUGACUGCUGGACCACCAUCACCUAUUAGCACAGAAAAGUCAUGUUGUCACCAUGGGGAGCUACAUGAGGCAGUUAAACAUAUAGCAGAAGAUCCUCCCUGCAGUUGUUCCCAUCGAUUUUCAAUUGAGUACUUAUCGGAAGGACGUUAUAGACUGGGAGAUAAAAUACUCUUCAUACGAAUGCUACAUGGCAAGCAUGUGAUGGUACGUGUUGGUGGAGGCUGGGACACUCUUCAAGGUUUUCUGCUUAAAUAUGAUCCAUGCAGAGUGCUUCAGUUUGCAACUCUGGAACAAAAAAUACUGGCCUUUCAGAAAGGGGUCACCAGUGACAGUGCCCCCAACUCGUCAGCUAGAAUUCAGGAACCUCCUGUUAUGAAUCCAAUGUCAGCUGUCAAUAUGUUUCAAAAUCAGCCAUCAAAACCCCCAACUCCUGUUUCAGCUCUUGGGGCCAGUGCCAAGAAGGCUUUAGCUAAGCGUCCUCAGUCCCCUGCCCUGGCAUCGCCAAAAGUGCCAGUGCCCCCAUCCCCCACAUCAAAGUUGUUGCCCAUCAGGUCCAAAUUACAGGGGUCUUCAGCAACAGGCCUUCAGUCCCCUUUCAGACCAUUAGCUGGCAUCUCAAAGAAACUGGAGUCUCCUGCACACAACUUGCCAGUUUCUGCUCCUUCACAGCCUCCAAACAAAAGCUCUUCAUCUGCAGGAAUGAGAACAGCUCUUGUUCACUCUGAAACAUUGCGUAAACGUAUUCGGUCCCCUGAUGCUCCCAAGGUGAAAUUUGCCCUGCCUCAGAGCUCCCUCGUGCCAGGGCUACAUCCUGUGCUCUCAUCCUCUAAAACACAGCCAUCUCGCUUGCCUGGGACAGCUGAAACAAUGUCUUCAAAACAGAAGCACGUCCCUGCUAAAUGCAAACCUGUAUCUGUCACUAAAACCAAAGUGAAUUCUGUUGCUCAGAGGGCUGCUCAGCUGCCUGUUACAAAUCUCUGUGCUGUUGCCAAGUUUGCACAUUCUCAGCAGCUCCCUGCAAAACCUCCUGGAAAUGCUAUUCAUACGUCUGGAACUGAGACUCAGCAUCCUCGGAAACCUCCACAAACAGUUUCUGACCUUGCAAGGAACCUGAAAAGUGCUUCAGUCCUAAAACACUCAGCUUCUGUACCUUCCCUUGCAGUUAGUAAAGCAUCAAAGUCACCACCUACAAUGGUAUCAAAGAGCAAAAAUGUAUCAUCAGCUGUCAAUAAGCAGCCAGAUGUCAGUCAACCCCCUCGGGUUGGACCCACUUCAUUUAGGCCUCCUGAACGCACUCCCUUAUCUGUUGUACGGCUUCCUCAAACUUCGGCCAAAGCGGCAGUAACCAAAAAAAAGCCAGAGCAGCCUUCCACAAAAAGUCAGCCUUCAACCAAAAACUUGCAAGUAAAUGAAAGCUUGGCCCCAGCAGCCAAGAAGCCUCUCCCUAAGGGAAAAUCAGCAACGGCAUGUAACAAAGGAACGCCUGGUGUAUCAAAAGGUCCUUUUACAAAGAGCAGGCAAGAUGAUCACUAUUUUGUUAUGACAGGGAGUAAAAAACCCAGAAAGUAAACUUAUUUCUUACUUUCUGUGGAAGUCUUAGAUGGGCGUCUUGUAUCUGCUAUACUGAGGACAAGGAAAAAAGUUAAAUAACACUACAUUUACCAUGAAAUAUUAGGUAUAACCUACAUUUUGCUGCAUAACUUCCAGCAAGAAAUGUAUUUAUUUUGUAGUUUAGAAACUUCUAUUUGGAUAUAUUUAAAAGUGAGCUUGCUUGCUGUGUAGCACUAUGGGAUAGACAAUAUCACUGUUUGCUGCUAGCCUGACCUGCUGUGGGGAAGGCAGGAGGGAGGAAAGGGGAGCUAGGGCUGCUGCUUUUGCUGCCGCUCAUUUUCAUGGAGCAAAGCCUGCCCAAGGAACAUCUACCCAGGGCAAAGCGUGAGUGAUUCUGGCGGUUCUGGCACAUCUACAUCAAGGCCCAUGGCAAGCAAUACAACUGUGUGCAAGCUGUAAAAUUUCUAAUACCUCAAACAAAACUAUGGUUUUUGAAGUUCACCAGCAUUGUAGAACCAAAAUUUGGGUCAUCUGCAUGUAUGAGAAAGAAAUCUCUAGUCAUGUUUAGAUUUCAUAGCUGCCUUUAUCAGUGUUCACUGUGUCCCCCAUAUGCCUUAAAGUGGAUUCAGCUUGCUUGGAACUGAAGUCAUCUUGGUUUGUGUCAAGUUGGACAUGGAAAAUCCUAGCCUUGAUUGCUCACUCUCAUUGUGCCUUAGCCUCUCAUAGAUCUCUUCAUUGAGCAAUGCUACUUUUAAAACCCUGGGCAGAUAACCUUGCUUAGUUCAUGUUUAAAUCUGACUAUAAAUGAGCCCAUUCUUUCCUAGAAAGAAAGCUCUCGCUGCAUGGAGAGAAGCUCCUGAGUUGCUGGGAGGGUGCCUUCCCCUGGGAUGGAGCCCCAAAGCAGCUCUAGCUCCAGUAACACAUUACUGCAAGUACUGACCUGCACUGACAGAGUCUUAGUGCUCUGUGGGAGCAACCUUUACAUGUAAAAAAGAAUUGCUAAAUACUACUCUCAGCGCUACAAGUUGUUUUUUGUGGGCAGUCUUAGUCUGCAGUGAUCUUUAUUAUUUUAUUUAUGGAGACCUUACUGUCUCUCCUAUAUUACUUUCUGGAGUUGAGGAGUAGUUUCCCAAAGAGGUAAUGAGGGACUGCAUUUGCUUUAAACAUCUGAAGAUGCCAGAAAACUAUGCACUGUUUAUGCCCUCAACUCCUGAAGGCUUUCAGUGGGUUUGACAUCUUUGGUGCUCAACACCUUUAACCUGAACAGAAAUGAGUCUUAUGGUAGAUUAAUAAAAACUACUGUCUCUGAGAGUAGUGUUGUUUGGGUUAUUUUGGGUUUAAUGAACAGUCCUUCCUGCAGACACUGAGGAGCUCUCAGGGUCUGUGAACACACUGGUGACUUAAACACACCAUCACUUCUGCUCUCUGUUCCCAGGAUAUUUACUUAUGGGUAGGAGAAGAGCUGCAUGGAAACUGCAGUUUCUGAAAUUAUAUAUUUAAUAUGGGGUUUUUUUCCCUAGAACUAGAGUAAACAAGUAUCAUAAACUGAGUUCUCAUGUGCAGUGGCAAAGUCAUUGAGCUGCCUUUCUGAGCACCUUGUUAGCUUUUUUAUUUAUGAUUAUUUAUGCAUAUCUACUGUACAGUACUGCUUACAACCUGCUGGGAGUAAACAGUAAACACCAAUAUCCAAACUGUAGGAAGAGAACAGAUCUGUUUUAAUAACAUGGACACAAGUCCCUCAAGCUCACAUACAAAGUUGUAUGUUUGGGGAAGGCCUUUGGCUUACUUGCUUUAUAAAUAUACUGGUCAAAGCCACUACUUCAAAUGUUAAGAACAGUAUUGACUGUAGUGGACUGCUUUCAGGUUUGAUAAAUUUGGCACACAAUUUCAUAUGCUAAAAGCAUUUUACAGUAGAUGACUUUGCUUUUGAUUUUGGACUUCCAAAUAGUGAGUUACCAUGCAGUAUAUCUCAUGCAUAUUAAUAGCUGAAUUCUUACGGUUUCUUUCUGUACUGGCUCUGGCUGAGAUAGAGUUAGCUUUCUUCGCAGUAGCCCUUAUGGUGCUGUGUUUUCAGAUUUGUGACUAAACCAGUGUUGAUAACGCACCAAUGGUUCAGCUGUUGCUGAACAGUCCUUGCCCUGGGUCAAGACUUUCUUUUCACUGCUGUGCCCCCACAGUAAGUAGGCUGAGGGUGGGCAAGAGAUUGAGAUGCAGCUAGGACAGCCAACCUGAACUGGCUGAAGGGGUAUUCCAUAUUGUGUAUGGCGAUUUGUCUUUUUUUCUUUCCUUCACUUACUAAACUGUCUUUAUCUCAGCCUGAGAGUUUUCUUGCCUUUGCUGCUCUUCUGUUCCUUGUCUUGCUGGGGAUGGAGGGAAAAGUAAGUGAGCGAGCAGCUGUGUGGGGUGCUCAGCUGCUGGCUAGGGUCAACCCACAAUACCUUUGGAACUGUUUACAAGGUUUGCAGUAGUAAUUUAAACACUGAGGCUUUUGGAUCUCAGUGCAAAGGUAUCUUAACAUCUACCUUUUUGAACUAUAACUUCAGAGAAAAUGAAGCAGAUGGCUUCAUCUUUGUGAUUUGCUAUCUCAUGUAAUAGACUGAAUUUUAUGGUUCAAAAUGAAAUAAAAGUUAUAAGUUUUUUACAGUUGAAAAUUAGCUAGUCUGAAGAUAGGUCACCUGUUAAAUGUGGGUAGGCUUGAUUUUCUUACAAAAAAUAUAUUUGAACAUGGUUCAGGCUGUGAAUAUUGCAGUCUCUAACUUCAUAGUUAUAUUCUGACUACCGGAGUCAUGUAACUUGAGGUGAACCAAGAAUAAGAUGUAACAAAGUACCUCCUAAUGGAAAUACAUACUCUUUUUGCAGUGUUUACAUUGCCAAAUAGCAAGUCUAAUAUUCAGCUUCUAUUAGUUUUUGUAAGGGAAAGAUAACUUGGAGCAAGAAUCUGACUGAAUUCUCCAUGUGUUAUCGAUGUCCUGUAUGAGUACUUACUGUAAAUAAACAUAUA